ACUCAUAUUGACAAUUAAAUUCCCGCCAAUGUAAGGCGAUGGAAAUACAGAAUACAAAAUAUAUCUUUUGAACUUUUGAAGUCAACGGUUAAAUCUAACAAUUCUAUUUUAUACAAUUAUCAAUUAAUAUUCCGCAAUAGAUAAAAAUGGAUGUACAAACACUAGAUCAAAAUUUGCAAGAGGCUCUGCGAGAAUAUCUAGAUUUUUUAGAUGAUGAGGAAGAUCAGGGAAAAUAUUCUCAACUAGUGAAUGAUAUGGUGGCUGAAAAAAAUACAAGACUUUUGGUUAACAUCAAUGAUUUACGUUCCAAAAACCCUACAAGGGCCCGAAAUUUACUCAUCAAUGCAUUUGAAGAAUUGCUAGCUUUUCAAAAAGCACUGAAGGAGUAUGUAUCUAGAACAGAUAGUGAAUUUACAAAAAACCAAGAGUUUUUCGUUGCAUUUGAAGGAAGCUUUGGAUGUAAUCAUGUAACUCCACGUACAUUAACAUCAAGAUAUCUUGGAAAUUUAGUUUGUUGUGAAGGAAUAGUUACAAGAUGUUCUUUGAUUAAUCCCAAAAUUGUGAAAAGUGUACAUUAUUGUCCAGCUACAAAAAAAGUUAUGGAACGGAAAUAUGCAGAUUUAACUUCAUUAGAAGCUUUUCCAUCUUCAGUGGUAUAUCCAACUGUAGAUGAAGAUGGUAAUUUGCUAGAAACUGAGUAUGGACUUUCGCAAUUUAAAGACCAUCAAACAUUAUCCAUUCAAGAAAUGCCAGAAAAAGCACCUGCUGGUCAAUUACCAAGAUCUAUAGAUAUAAUUUGUGAUAAUGAUUUAGUAGAUAAAUGUAAACCUGGAGAUAGAAUUCAAGUAGUUGGAAAUUUUAGGUGUAUGCCUAGUAAACAAGGAAGCUACACAAGUGGUACAUUUCGAGCUGUAAUUAUAGCUAAUAAUAUUACCCAGAUCAGUAAAGAAGCAACUUUGUCUAUAUCAAGAGAUGAUAUUCAGAAGUGUAAGAAGUUAGCACAAUCAUCUAAAGACAUUUGUGGUUUAUUAGCUAAGUCAUUAGCUCCUUCUAUUCAUGGACAUGAAUAUAUAAAGAGAGCUAUUCUAUGUCUUCUCUUAGGAGGUGUAGAAAAAAAUUUACCAAAUGGAACAAGAUUGAGAGGAGACAUCAACGUUCUACUCAUAGGAGAUCCCUCAGUAGCUAAAUCACAACUUUUAAGAUAUGUUUUAUGUACAGCUCCAAGAGCAAUUCCUACCACUGGAAGAGGUUCAUCUGGUGUAGGUUUAACAGCUGCUGUAACUGUAGAUCAAGAAACAGGCGAGAGAAGAUUAGAAGCAGGUGCUAUGGUCUUAGCAGAUCGUGGUGUAGUAUGUAUAGAUGAAUUCGAUAAAAUGUCAGACAUUGAUAGAACAGCAAUACAUGAAGUUAUGGAACAAGGAAGAGUAACCAUCGCAAAAGCCGGUAUUCAUGCCAGCUUGAAUGCUAGAUGCUCUGUUCUAGCAGCUGCAAAUCCUGUUUAUGGAAAAUAUGAUCAGUAUAAAACACCUAUGGAAAAUAUUGGUCUUCAAGAUUCCCUAUUAUCCCGUUUUGAUUUGUUGUUUGUCAUGUUAGAUUCUGUAAAUGAAGACAGGGAUUUGGUAAUUGCUGAUCAUGUAGUUAGAAUGCAUCAAUACAGGAGUCCUCUUGAACAGGAUGGCGAAGUGUUGCCAAUGAAUGCCAACGCAGAUAUGCUGAGUACAAAUAAUCCUGAUGAAACAGAAUUAGACAAAGAAUCACCUAUGUAUGAGCCAUAUGAUGCUUUAUUGCAUGGGGGUUCUCGAAAGAAGUCUGACAAAAUUUUGAGUGUUGAGUUUAUGAGAAAAUACAUACAUUUUGUUAAAAUUUUGAAGCCAACGUUGACUGAAGAAGCAUCAAAAAUAAUUGCCAGUCACUAUGCUUCCCUUAGAUGUGAAGAGUUAAUGGAAAAUGAUGUAGCAAGAACUCAACCUGUUACUCCUCGUACAUUAGAAACAAUGAUUCGUUUAUCAACUGCACAUGCUAAAGCUAGAAUGUCUAGAGAAGUCACAGCUCAUGAUGCAGAAGCUGCCAUCGAGUUGAUUCAGUAUGCAUAUUUCAAGAAAAUAUUGGAAAAAGAAAAGAAGAAGAGAAGGAGACAUUCUCAAAGUUCAGAUGAAGAGGAAGACAAAGAAAGGCGUGUUAAAAGAUCUAGAAUCCCUGUGGAUUCAGAUCGAGUUGAAGAAAUUCUUUCACAGCCAUCAUUGCAGAGUCAAAAUGAUGUGGAAAUUUCUUCCAGUAAUGCAGGUACUGAACCACAAGUAUCUUCUAUGGAAGUAGACACUCCAAGUACCAUUAGCGAAGAUCGUUUUACAAUAUUCAAGACUAUGUUGAAUAACAUAUUCAAAGAAGAAAGAACCCCAUCCUUAACUUUAUCAAGAAUCAAAGAAAGCUUAUCUUCUCAAUCUGCAACUUCAUUCUCAGAAACUGAAAUAGAUGCUGCUAUUGAACGUAUGACUGAUGAUAAUCAGAUUAUGAUGUCAGAUGGAAUUGUCUUUCGAAUAUAAUGCGGAUGAAAUUAUAUCUUUAAUAAAUCCUAGUUUCUUUAGGAUAUAUACUAUUUUAAAGUAUCUUAAGCCCAAGAACUGUAGUAAUAAAUGAUUUGAAUAUAUGUUAUAUAUAUUAUUACAUACAACCUUUGUUUUGUCUAGUUUUUUAGGAUAUACACUAUUUUAAAUUAUCUUAAGCCCAAAAACUGUAGUAAUAAAUGAUUUGAAUAU
Harmonia axyridis is the source of this 2756-nucleotide messenger RNA. RefSeq names its product DNA replication licensing factor Mcm3 (gene Mcm3). Gene Ontology annotation, biological process: double-strand break repair via break-induced replication; DNA strand elongation involved in DNA replication; mitotic DNA replication initiation. The record is from RefSeq and is a predicted model, not a curated record. The coding region runs from base 147 to 2543 and encodes 798 amino acids. Gene Ontology annotation, molecular function: single-stranded DNA helicase activity; ATP hydrolysis activity; ATP binding. Gene Ontology annotation, cellular component: MCM complex; nucleus. The transcript has 2 exons. Lineage: Eukaryota; Metazoa; Arthropoda; Insecta; Coleoptera; Coccinellidae.